Molecule: messenger RNA, 513 nt
Organism: Alosa alosa (allis shad)
Lineage: Eukaryota; Metazoa; Chordata; Actinopteri; Clupeiformes; Clupeidae
Product: collagen alpha-2(IX) chain-like
Exons: 4
Coding region: 211-498 (95 amino acids)
Source: RefSeq, a predicted model, not a curated record
CACAAACAUUCACAGGCACACACACACACACACACACACACGCGCGGUCACACACGUUCCUGCUCUGAGGAACGGCAGUGCCGUGCGCCCAGAGGCCAGGAGAAGUUCCUCUUCGGAGAGCAAGGAAGAAGAAGAAGAAGAAGAAGACAGGCGAGGAGUGGAAGGCUCUUUCUUCUCAAACGUAAAGGGCAGAGAGAGGAGCUAGGAGCCAUGGCUGGCCACCUCACCGCCCUCAGGAGCUUCGUCCUGCUGCAAGCACUGUGUCUGGCCCUGGGGCAAGUGAGCGGUCCUCCAGGAUCACAGGGACCUCCAGGGCCACCAGGCCCCUCUGGAACCCCCGGAGCUGACGGAAUCGAUGGUGAUAAAGGACCCCCUGGCCCUCCUGGAGCACCUGGCCAGAAGGGUGAGCCUGGGGAGCCCGGCCCAGAUGGCACUCCAGGGGAGAACGGCAUUGAUGUGAGUCUAGUACACAACACUACACUAAAGCUCCAGCAUUGAUGUGAGUCUAGUACA